CAUGUGACAGAUCUGUGUUCCUCCCCUUCUCGCCUCCCUCUCCCCAGUCUGCUGCCUCUCUGCUGCACUGCAGCCUCUUAGCCAGCACCAAAGGGCUCCUGCACUUCGCCUGCUUCUCCCCUGGAUUAGCGCCGCUGUCUUGGUGCCUUGUCUUGUUCCCCCCAUUUUCACUGCAUUGGUCAAUGACUUUCCCAGGAGCCCAGCUCAGAGCUCGCCCCCCUCCCCCGUGCAGGGAUGAUUGUGAGAGGCUGUGUCUGCCUCGUUUCCCCCCUGGACGUGGGGCAUCUGAAUGCUGAAAUUGACAUCAACUAGAAAAGACUCAACAGGGGGAAAUAACAAGUGGAGGGAGAAGGGGUGGGGGGAGGUGGGUGACAUUGAUUCACAGGGGAGGAGGUCCCAACAGUUCUGGAUUCUCUGGAAUUCACUGUCUUUUUUUCACGCUCACGAUUUCCCAUCUGGAUUCGAACCAGAGUGGGGUGGAAGCUGGAGUGUGACCCCUUCUCUUAGGGGGGUUCCUGUGAGUUCUGUGGAUUGUGCUACCCUCCAGCUUUGCACUCACCAUGGAGUCAGUGGAUAAGGAGUGUGGGGCACUGGGAGGUCUCUUCCAGGCCAUCAUCAAUGAUAUGAAGAAUUCCUAUCCCAUCUGGGAGGAUUUUAGUUCAAAAGCCACAAAACUACACUCCCAGCUCAGGACCACAGUGCUGGCUGCUGUUGCCUUUCUUGAUGCCUUCCAGAAAGUGGCUGACAUGGCGACCAAUACUCGAGGAGCCACUCGUGAUAUUGGAUCAGCACUGACCCGGAUGUGUAUGAGACAUCGAAGCAUAGAGAGCAAGCUAAGGCAUUUCACAAAUGCUCUCAUGGAGAGUUUAAUAAAUCCACUUCAAGAAAGAAUAGAAGAUUGGAAAAAGACAGCUAAUACACUGGAUAAAGAGCAUGCCCGAGAAUACAAACGGGCACGUCAUGAAAUCAAGAAGAAAUCUUCUGACACUCUGAAGCUACAGAAGAAAGCGCGCAAAGAAGUUCUUGGAAAGGGGGAUCUGCAGCCCCAGUUAGACCAUGCGCUGCAGGACGUCAAUGACAUGUACUUGCUGCUGGAAGAGACAGAAAAGCAGGCAGUGCGCAGAGCGCUAAUUGAGGAGCGCGGGCGCUUCUGUUCUUUCAUUGCACUGCUUCAACCUGUGGUGAAUGGAGAGAUUCACAUGCUGGCAGAGGUCACUCACCUCCAAGCGAUCAUUGAUGACCUAGUGGUGCUGACAGAUGAACCGCACAAACUGCCUGCAGCCAGUGAACAGGUUAUUACAGACCUAAAAGGUUCAGACUAUACAUGGUCCUACCAGACACCUCCCUCAUCACCAAGCAGCUCUGGGUCUCGCAAAUCCAGCAUGUGCAGUUCAAAGACUACCCCUUCAUGGCCUGCUGCUGUGCACCCACACUCACCAGGUUCCGCGUGUCGCUAUCGCAGCCUCCCGCAGCCCACUGGGGGCCCUCAGCGAUUGGUCAGUGUUUCCUCACAUGAUUCUGGAUGCAGUUCUCAUGAAGCCAAUUAUUCAAAGCCACCAUCGCCGAUGCCGUCCGACAUCACUAGUCAGAAGUCUUCUAGUUCUGCAUCUUCAGAAGCGUCAGAGACUUGCCAGUCAGUUAGUGAGUGUAGCUCACCCACCUCUGAUUGGUCGCGCUCUGGUCCUUAUGAAAUGCCACCUGCUACUUCCCUUCAGCGCAGGAAGGAUAGAGUUGAACACCUGCGGGAGGCAGAACUUGGCCCAGGCUACCAGAUCAUGGAGGAUCCUUAUCGACCCCGCAUGUCUCCUGCAGUCAUUGCUGCUAAGCAUGGAGAAGAAGUGUCCCCAGCAGCCAGUGACCUAGCAAUGGUUUUGACUCGUGGUUUGAGCCUAGAGCAUCAGAAGAGUAGUCGCGAUUCCUUACAAUACUCUAGUGGCUACAGCACCCAAACCACCACCCCUUCCUGCUCAGAGGACACUAUCCCAUCACAAGGUUCUGACUAUGACUGUUACUCAGUAAAUGGGGAUGCUGAUGCAGACGGAUCUGGUGACUUUGACAGAUCAUCCACUGUCCCGCGGAGUAGCAGCCUGGCUCAGAACUACCGACGUAUGCUUCAGACCAAGCGCCCAGCCUCUACAGCAGGUCUGCCCAGUGCCACCCCUCCUUCUGGGUCUGCACCACCACCACCACAAGCAGCUUCUACUCCCGGAGUGGCAACCAUUAGACGUACUCCUUCGACAAAGCCCACUGUCAGACGCACCUUGUCUAAUGCUGGACCUAUUCCAUGCCGCCCUCCAAUUGUGCCAGUGAGAACCCCCACAGUGCCAGACUCUCCUGGAGGGGGGCUUGGAGGACGUUCACGUGUGGGAAGUGAAGAGUGUGUCUUUUACUUGGGUGGGGAUGAUGGUAAUCCCCUUGACUAUGCCAAAUCAUCGCCAAAAAGGCUCAGUCUCCCCAAUGCAGCCUGGGGUGGCACAGGGGAAAUGUCUGUUUAUGGAGGAGGGGGCGGAGAGGAGGAAGAAAUGGGAGGUGGGCUCUUGGCUGCCAAUCGACACAGCCUGGUAGAAAAAAUUGGUGAGCUAGUAGCUGGGGCACAUGCUCUUGGUGAUGGUCAGUUUCCAUUCCCAUCAGCACAAGAUAAGAGUCAGAGCCCUGCUCCAGCAAGUGGGGGGGCUGCAUCAGAACCUCCAGCAGGUGACAUGCUGGCAUCCAUUCGUAGAGGGGUACGGUUACGCCGGACCCUCACCAAUGACCGUUCAGCUCCCCGCAUUUUGUGAUUUGGUUUGGUGGGGUAGUUAUUAGGAUUGGUGCUCUGAGGGGGGAAGGAACGAUCAUAAUGACAAAUACUGUGAUGAAGGGGUCUGCACACCUAUAAACCAAGUGUUGCUUAGACCAGCAGUAGAAGUCUUUUGAUUGGUAACUAACCGGCGAGCAUUUAAUCCAUUCCUAGUUUGCCAUAUUUACCUUAUAGUCUAUUGGCUUCGAUAAGGUGGUGUUUUCCAGUGUUCUACUUACUGUAGUAAAUGGGAGGCUAUGGCAUUUUAAAGUAAAUAGACUGUAAGGGAUAUGUUACUGUCUGCAAAUUCCCACACUACAUAAUUGCUGCACUUAAGUACAGCAGGACUCUAGGACAUGUUUUUCCUGAGAUCUCCAUUAUUUGGCUGCACUGGACAUUGGCUAGUUUUGUUAGAGGAAAGCAAGAUAAUUUUCCUUUUGUUGCCUGUUUUCAUAGGUAUAACACAUAUAUUAAUAGGUAUGAACAGGUACAACUUCAAUAAACCCCUUUAAGCCUAAGCAUAUAAAUAUUGUUUUAUCCAAUAAUAGCCUUUUUAAUUUAUAUUCUCUACCAUCUACCUAGGCUGAAGUGUUUUCGAUCUGCUGGCCUUUGCCAUUUUAAGUGCACAUAAAAUUUGAUUGAACAUAAGAUUUAAAAACUGAACGUGGUGUUUUCCAAAAGGUUAGAGGUAGUAAAAUGCCCAUUGUAAUAUACCAGAACUCAAGAAUGAAGCUACUUAAUGUUUGUCUGCCAUCCAGCCUGAAAUAGGAGGGCCCAUGGGCACUGAUUGUCACUGCUGUUAGGGGCCCAAGAUUUAUGUGGCAGAGAACAGGCCUAGACCAAUAGUCAGGACAGGCAGCAAAGGAGCAGAGUCUGUGCACAAUCCAAAGGUCAGAGAAGGCAGCAAAGGAGCAGAGUCAGUCAACAAAUCUAAGAGUCUUGCAGGAGCUAUAAAUCACGGACACCAGUUUGGGCAAGAAUGUGAAUCAGGAAAAGGAAGUGAGGAAGUGCAUCAUGGGUGUCCUGGUGAUCACAUGUCCAGUAGGGUACAGGGAAGCCACAGGAAAGGCAUGAAGCAGGCACAUCUGAAAAGAGAGAUAGAACAAGAGAAGCAUACCGGUAACCCAGUACAAAUAUUAUUCUGUUUAAAUUUUGAAAAAAAAUUGACCCUCGAAAUGUGAAGAAAAGCUACAGUCGGCUGAAUAUAACACAUUUGAAUGGCAAAGUUAUUCUAUAUAAGGAACGUUUUUAAAUACCUCUACCCUCCUCUAAUCACAUCAGAAUAGUUAUAAAUUAUGGAAUAUCUUUUGGCUAUUUAUUUAGGACAGUAUACAUUAUUCAAACAGAGUAGCUAAAAUGAGCAGCACUUGCUUUUUAAUCCUGACUUGCUUUUACAGAGCUCUUUUCCUACACACUAACAUUGUGGAGGAAAAGCCAGGAAAGCAGGAAGAGACACUAUUCAUAUACUGUUUAUUCCAUUAGAAUUGAGUGGAGCAUCUUCUUUUUAACACUGACAUGCAAAUUGUGUAUGUCUUUCAUAAUGGUUAAUAUUGGUUACUCAAUAUUCCCUUUAUAAGGAUGUUUUGGAAAAUUAAUACUGCUUAAUGUUCUUCUUAAAAUGGUAAAGCCUUAAUGCAGGGAUUCAAAAGCAGUUAUUCCAGUUAGCAGUUAUUCCAGGAAGCUAAGGGUUUCAUAGUAAAAGAGCCAAGGUUUCCGCAGGUCCAGCAACCAACCAAUUAUAUUAAAGUAGAAAAAAGAAUAGAUGUGAAUGAUACUUCUAUACAAAGGAUAGUGGUAGAAUAUAAGAAAGCACCCAGUUAUUUCCAUGUGGAAUACAUGAUUUCAAAUGUCCUGAUAUUUUUUUACCGUUAUCAUUCAGCUAGAUUUGAUAUGUUUGCAAUGGGCUAUGGCAAACUCUGCCCCUGUUUGUAUAGAACUUGUGUACCUGCCAGGUUGUGGAUGUUACUGGGAACUAUACUGUUAAAUUCCAGUUAGAUAUUCAUCCCCUAAUAUAAGUGCAAGCUGCCUAUUUAAAAAUAUAGCAGCGAUGGUCAUGUGGCCUUCAGCUUCUCAUGUCUGAUUUAUGAAGAAUCAGAAUGUUUAACAAAAUCUGAUUGAUACCAUAUGGAAAUGAAAUACUUGAAUAUGGUAUAUCAAUCAGAAAUCUUCUUUGUACCUAGACUUAUGUUGUAUAUGGGGAAUAAGUACUGGCUACUGUAAAACAGAAGGAUUUUCACCAUUCACUGUGGAGUUCCAGGUCCAUAUACAGGCACAAUGCCACAGGCUAAAUCAUAGAAUGCCAAGGUUCUCUCCAAUAUUUUACUGGAGGAGGAACAGUAUUUCUUAUAAUACACAUGUUCCAUUGAGUCAGGAGACCAAGUAGCCGUUAUAACCGAUGACACCACUAAGCACCUUUUGUGAAGAUCUCAGGUUAUUCAUGACUUUUGUGUAUCAACAACCAAUAUAGUUAACAUUGACACUUGUAACAUCACCAAACUGUGAUUUAUUAAAUGCCCCUAGGAAUAUAAUACUGUAGUACAGUACAGAUUCUGUAGUUUCUCAGAUAUUUUCAUCACAUGGUUCUGUGAAAAUCUUUUUUUGAAAAUACCCCAAAGUGUGUGGCUUGCAAGAUGUCAAUUAUAGAGUUGUAGUGUAAAGGAAUGGUGCCAUGAAGCUCUAUCGCUAUACGUUGCCUCCUACUGGGAAGUGUGAGGUGAGACAACCAAUGGCUGUAGUUGCCAAAUAGAAGUUAUUGACGAUUCCUUAUAUUGCUGAUGGGUUAAAUAAAAUUUUUAGCUGCAACUUGUGCAUAAUUUUUAGGCAGUGGGUGUAUUACAGUUUAAUAAAUGCCUCCAAUAAAUGGAGGAGAAAAAAGAGUAAUAAUAACUAGUUAAAUCCUGCAUUUAAUCAUGAGAGGCCCCCUCCUCAUUAUUGUGACUUCUUGAAAGCAAGCCCUAAUUAUUCCUAUAUAUUUUCUACUACUAGAAUAUUUUUCCUCCCUUCCUACUCCCCUUCACUCUGUGCCACACUGAUGCCUCACCUGUGCUUUUACCACUGUUGGCAGAAUGCAACAAAGUCUACUAAACCCACUGGUGAUCCCAUCAUAGGUCACCUCAUUUGCACAUGAUGGGUGGAAAUCCUACACAGUACUAAUGCAAUAAGGGGCUGUAUCGAAAAUCUUACAACCAGUAAAAAUUUAUGCCAACCUUAUUACUAGAGAAAAAAGAUAUAGGAAGGCUCAUAUUUUGCUUUUCUACAGCAACUGGUAGAAAUAAUUUUCUUGUGCAUGGCUCGUGAUCAGGAAGUGAGAUGUGCAUAGCUAAAGUGUUUCCCCCAGCUGCUCAGAACAUUCGGUUUACUUAUAUGAAGUUUAGAAACCUGUUUUUAUACUUUUUAGCAAGGUCCCUAAAAUCAGGUUUCUGAUUUUAAGAGUGAGCAAGCCUUAACCUGUAUAUUUAUAUAUGUAUCAGAAUAGUGUAUUAAUGCGUCUUGCCUUAUCUCAUGAUUCACCUUUACACACAUACACAUAUAGAACUAUUGACCGUUUAGACACCCUGUCCUUGUCUAGGUUCUGAGGCUUGAUGCACUAAUAAGGCUACAUGUUUCCUAAAGAACAAAUCAAAAAAAACUGGCAUGUCUUGUGUGCCAGUAAUUUUUUUUAAAACUUUAUCUGUUUUUUUGCAUUUAAACAGUAAGACCUUUUUAAAAAUCCAUGAUUUGAUCCUUGCAUUGCUACUCCAACAUAUCUGAUCCUCCAAUAUCUCCCCUUCAUGAUGUGGAGUCAGUAUGCUCAGUGCAGUCUCUCUGCUGGAGUGCUAUACUUUAAAGGACAAAUCAACUGAAAUUAACUAGGGGUGCCAAUGUGUUAGGCUCCCCCUAGUAAAUAUAAUCACUUAUUUUAGACCCCGGCCGGUGCUCCUUGCUGUGUGUCGACUUGGGUUGCUAGUCUUUGAGAACUGUGCCAUCAUCUCUUCCAAUCUCAUUGCAAUUCACUUUGUUGUGUAGGACACUCGGCAUGCACAGUAGUGUAGAAAUCUGAACUUCACUCUGUUCAGGAACGUGCAAAUGAUCCCUGGGACAUUGGAAGAGACGGCAACACGGUUCACAAGCAUAGUACCCAGGGCUAGGGCUGGUGCACUUUAUGGCAAACAGGAUUGCUGGCCCAGAGUCUAAGGUAAGUGAUUAUAUUUACUGGGGGUGUCUAACACAUUAUCAACCCACCCAGUAUAUUUUGGUUGAUUUCUCAUAUAGUAUAAAUUUAGGGACAAAUGUGUAUUCACUUGGAUAUUCCAAAGUGUUCUACUCACAAAUUUCUGAUCUAUUCAUUUAUGGACUCUACUCUACAUCACAUGUAAAGAAGUAUUGUUAGGAAUUCCAUCAGCUAAAUGUUUAGUCAGAUAUCAAAUUGAUAUCAUUCAGAGAAUAGACGUAACAAAAUAAAAAAGAGUAUUACAUGAUAUAUAGGAAGAAGCUUGUUUAAAAAAAAAAAAAAAAAAAAGUACUAACACAACUCUGCUGUCUUUAUCUUUAUUAAUACUGAGAUGUUCACCCUAUAAAAAAAGGAUGAGUAAUCAGUCUGGCAGAGACAUUUAUUGACUGGUUGGUAAUAUUAUUAAGUACAGGAACUAUUAGAUGAAUUUUCACCUCCCCAAAAUUUAUACCUGUGAAUUGGGGAGUUCUACGCAAGGAGAAUAUGUUUGCUUUACUGCUGGCUGAGCCAAAGGCAGUGGCAUGCAGAUGUUAUUGGUCACAGAAAACUGCGCAGAGCUGUGUAGCUAUGUUCUUAAAGCAUCACCUGCUGGCCAGGUGGAUAAUUGCAUUGUAUUUUGCUAUUCCAGCAGUAGCAGAGCUAGAUAGUUAUAACAAAUACUUCUGUUACAACAAAAUAAAUGAUGUCUUAUGCAAUGUGCUGGGAGGGUAUGCUGAAAACUGAGCUUUUAUUUUAGAAAAUGAAGCUGUUUUACAGCAAUGGCAAAUAUUUCCAGAUAUUAACUGGUUUAUUAAUUGGUGAUACAGUAAAGAAAUCACUAGAUGCUGAUACUUGCAGUAUGGCUUUCAAUACUCCAUAUCAGCAUGUGAUGCAUUUUUUGGGCUAUUCUUGCCAAGGUAUGUUUUUGGAUUCUUUAAAAACACAUGGAUGCCCCAUCUCAGCCCUGCAGCAGUUGCUGAACUAUUUUUAUAUCUUAGAAGUUGUAGUUCAGCAAUAGCAGGGGGAAUGAAGUGGUUCAACUGUGUAGAGAGACGGAAGAGUAAUUAGUUAACGCAGGCAUUAGCACAAGUUCACAUUACAUUAGUGUGAACAUCAUAAUAUAACAUGUUACUUAGUUGCACGGGAAACCAUAUCCCAGUCCCGUAAACCAAAGCAACCAAUGAGCAAUUACCUUUUGAAUGAACUGCUGUAGGAAUGAUGAAAGCAAAUAUCUGAUUGGUUGGUAAAGGUUACUAGAUCAGAGUUCCUUUUUGCCUCAUAAUUGUGAGCAAAGGAUUCUUCUACUGUAAAUGUUCUCGUUGGGCUGUGUAUAAAGGGGGCACCAUGAAAAUUGUGACUGUGUAGUGAAUAACUUUUUAUAGUCCUACGCAAAAAUAUAUUUGUUGUGAUUAUUCACCUGAGAUACAGAGGUUAUAAUGUUAUACUGAGUUGGUUUUUUGACCCCUAAUUGUAGUUUAUAUGAAGAUGGGCACAUUUCCUUAUCUGAAUGUGCAUAGAGUUCUAAUGUAAGGAAGCUAACAUUAAGAUACCAAUAGAUAAGAAUAAGAGCGGGCAACCUGUGUAAUUCCAGCUGUGAAAAAUAGAAUUUCUGGCAGAGUAGGUUACAGUUGUAACUCCCCAAAAAUGCAGGCAGAUAUACUUUGCUUGGGAAAGUUACAUGUAAUCCUUUAUUAAAUAACAACAGUUAUGUAUUAUGCUAUAUAAUUAACUCUAGAGUUUUUUGAACUUGGGUUGGGAAGGCGCAGUGUGAUUGGACAUGAAACUGAACAACAUGAGCAUUUCUCUCACAUCACACUUGUUUAUCAUUGUGGGAUACACUUGUAAUCACUUCAAAUGGCUUCUAGAUGUAUUUUAACAUAGUAUGUCAAAAAUAAUAUAAAGUGUGUAAAAUUAUUGCUACCUAUGUUUGUUUGGAAUUAAUGUCAACCUGUGAUGAUGAUGAUAUGCUCAUUCACAACAAUGGAGUAUGUUGCAACAAUCAUACAAGGAAUGAUGAUCAUUAUCAUAAAGAAUAAUUAGCAUUAUCAUUCCUCACCUGGCCUCUUAUUGUGCACAAAGCUAAUGCAGAUCCUCCUGCCAGAAAGACUGAUAGUAAUAAGGCCCUCUGUAAGAAUCUUUGCACAGGUUGUAACACGGUAACACCAUCGUUUCAGAAGGUAUUUUGUCCAGCAACACAUUGCAUAGCACUUAGUUAACAAUUCUAAAUAUAUUAAAUGUUUAUUUUUUAACAUAAUAUUGAGAAGCUUGCCCCCCCCCCCAAAUGUGUUUAAGGUACAUUUUCAGUUGUGUGCAUGUAUGUAACUGUUUAAAGUCGAGAGAGAAUGAGUUACGUGCUGAAAAGAUUUAUGCGGUGAGGCUAGAAUUACGUUAGUUGGAGUUUUACAGAUAAGUUAAGGGACACAGGGAAUGGUUCUGAUACUUCUUUGAAGUUGACGCUAUUCAAGUUUGUUUUGUGGAACUGACUUCAGUAUGUUUAAAGGACUAAGUAAAGGUUACAUAGUAAGACUUUUGUAGAAAUGGGUCUGACAAACCCUUUGAAAGAAAAGAGUGAUCUUCUGUAGGUUUUUGGAAAGGCCUUUGGUAGAAGAUAUUUACCUGGAAUCUGUGAGUGAAUUUGGGACAAUAUUUUUAUAUUUAAUGGAUGUUUAUUGUCAAAAUAACUGCAGUAGCAGAGUUAGACAGGAGAUUACCUGACAAGCAAGACCUUAGCAGCUCAUUUUUAAAUAUAAUAUGUGCCAGCCAAUAGCAUACAUAGGAAUGCAUUGUGUAUUUUUAGCUCAUGCUACAUUUCUCCCUACUAGUUAUUUUUUUGUUCUAAAUCUGGUAACUCACAUCCCUACCAGGUGUUAUUUUACCUGUGUUUUGUACCUAUCAGGGCACCUUAUUAUCAUUGCAGAGAUCUUAUCCCGAUAGUUUUACCCACUGAACAUAUAUAUGCAAAGGCGGGAAAUAAAACCAACAGAGAACAUGUGAACUGAUGCCCUGCAUGGGUGAGUAAACCUGUACGUUUGUACGUUAUGCACCUAGUUGUAAAUAGCCUUGGAAAUGGUGGGCAAAAGAGGCCUAGAGGGAGCAAUUAUUAGAACCCAUCAGCUUCAUUUAGGUAAAGAGUAGUUAUAUAAUGGUCUUAGCUUAGGGCUUUCCAAAAUGUGUCAAAAGUGUAAAUCUAAGUUUUCCAACUGCAUUUAGAUAUGAUAAUUGCCAUAUUGUAAGUGGAGAAUCUAUAUUAAAACCUGGACACUUGCUUAUUAGGCCCAGCUUGUGUGAUAAAAAUACUGGUUAAAUAAAUGUGUAUAACAAAGCACCGUCUGUGUCACCCGACCACCUUCUAUACUUUAUAGAAUUGGAAAAAGGGAAAAGUUAAACCAGAGAAUGUUGGGAAGGUUGUGAAGCACAAACACUAAGAAAUUCUGUAGUAAAACUGCUAUUAAAAAAUGAGUAUUACAUUCAUUGCUAAAAGUGCAGGCUUGUGGGGGUUGGCCUAUACUGCAUGCUUUCGAUUAAGGUUUCACAUAGGUUUUAGAGAGAGUUUGGUUGGUGCUUUAGAAGUUGUACGCUGGUUUGCAGGACAAACUAUCUCAAGCCAAGGUUGCUGCCUUGAAAUCAUGGAGACCGUUAUCUUUUAUUAUACCUAUUGUAGGCGUAGUUCUGUGUGAUGUGCCAGGUGUGUUGAUCUCUGCAGAAUGAGCGUAACAUGCAUUUUUGGUGCCUAUUGCUAUGGACUUGGUUGACUGGGUGUUCUAGAUCCUCUUCUUUGAUAACCCAAAGUAGUAGGAUACCAAGAAACAGAAAACUCAAGCACAAUAUGCUUUCCGCCUUCACCCUCUUACUGUAUCCUCUCGGCACAUUUCCUUUCUAUCUCCCACUGCUCAUCUCCAUGUGUCUCCUUUUCCAACAGCCCUGAUGUUGAGAGGGUGUGUUUGUGUCAAAUUAAAUGUAUCUAUAACACAAGGCACUGUUGUCAUUGUACAGAGAAGACCUCUUACACUGGAUAUGUGUGUUUACAUAUGUAAGCGUGUCAGUCACACCCCUGUUACUUUAACCUAUUUCACACUGGGCAGAACAAGUCAUCUGCUCUUUUCCACAUGUCUUAACUUCAUUUUGUACAGAUGUUAUAAAAAAAAUAAAAUAAAUAAUAAACAUCGAGUACCAUAAAUGGAAAAUUGUCUUAAUGUGUCUUUCAGCUGUGCUUAAUUAUUCUGCUCUUGCUGUUAACUGUUUUUCUAUUUUAUUUUUAAAUUAUUUGAGUUGCACCCCUCUUAAAUCUCCUCACUCACUCACUCGUUUUUUUUAAGUCCUUCUUUUGAUAUUCAUCUUUCCUUUCUUGCGCAUUAUAGCGCUGUUUGGUAACUCCGCACUGUGACGAUCCAGUAUUAAUAAAACUUUUACUGUAAGAA
Molecule: messenger RNA, 11383 nt
Organism: Xenopus laevis (African clawed frog)
Lineage: Eukaryota; Metazoa; Chordata; Amphibia; Anura; Pipidae
Gene: mtss2.L
Product: MTSS I-BAR domain containing 2 L homeolog
Exons: 15
Coding region: 561-2777 (738 amino acids)
Biological process (GO): plasma membrane organization; membrane organization
Cellular component (GO): actin cytoskeleton; cytoplasm; cytoplasmic side of plasma membrane
Molecular function (GO): actin binding; phospholipid binding
Source: RefSeq, a predicted model, not a curated record